Folsomia candida is the source of this 1976-nucleotide messenger RNA. RefSeq lists its product as uncharacterized. The coding region runs from base 174 to 1769 and encodes 531 amino acids. NCBI's taxonomy places the organism in Eukaryota, Metazoa, Arthropoda, Collembola, Entomobryomorpha, Isotomidae. The transcript is spliced from 3 exons. The record is from RefSeq and is a predicted model, not a curated record.
UGACGAUCAGUAACCUCGAGUGGGGACAAGUAUCCAUCCAGAUAGCGUAAUUAUGUGAUAAUAAGAUGCCUACCUGUCGCAUGUAUAUAUUUAGUUAUUGUCCUUCCGCAAGUCAAUUAUACCGCUGACUCUGACCAUUCCUCACUCCACGCAAAAAUUGAAUAUUCGGUAACAUGGGGUGCAAAAGAAGUAAAAAUGUGUUCCGAAAUUAUCCUCAACAUCUUGGGAUUGUCGCUUUCACUGGAAUCAUUACUUGUGUUCUGAUUCUAUUUAUGACAAGAAACCCAAAACUGUAUGCAUCAUUCUCAAAUAAUGAUUGUCGUCAAAGUGAAAGUGUCAUUAAUUUAGAGCAAAAUAAUGACAAUGACGAUGAAUACUCUUCACCGGUGUGGACCAGGAUCAGUGAUUCCAUCCACGUGUACAGCGCCCAUUUCGACCCACGCAUCAUCCACGGACCUCACUUUUCCAUAUUCUCCCCCGACUAUUCCUGGAAAAUGAGAACAAGUAAUUUGCAUAAGUCGAGCUUGGUUCGAAUAAUCGGAAUUAGGCGAUUCCCACCCACGGCCACCAUCAUCGCUCGGAAUCCCAUGGCCUGGCUUCUCAUCAAGGACGAGACGCUGUUCAGUGAUGACCACGAGUGCAAAUUAUUCCUCGCGAAUGGCUCCACUUUCUCUUCCGCCGUCCUCACGUAUCACGUCGUGGAGGAAGGAAUCAAAACAUUUGCGGCCUCUUUCUUCAACUGUUAUUUCGACCUCGAAGGAAAUGACGACUUAUUUCGAGGAGGAUUUGUAGCUUUGGUCCCCAAAAAUGAGGGGGAAUAUCCACUCAAACUACUAAAAAUCCAGAAUACCCGUCGGCCCGAUGUUGUAUCGCCACAGAAUGUCAAAAACUUAUCAUUGGCCAUUUGCACCCGGCCCCUGUUCUCGUCCCCCGAGGGAGACUUUGCCCUCGUUCGAAAACUAACUCAAUUUAUUUCCUACUACGUCGCACUUGGAGUGAAUUUCUUUACUUUCUACGAACUCAGCACUUUCCCAGGAGUGAGGAAGUACUUGAGAGAGUUGAGACGCCGUCAGGAUUUCCGGCACAAUUUCCGGUUGCAUGUACAAAAGUGGAAUUUGCCGACAGGAAAUACCUCCGAAUUAUGGGAUUAUGGUUCCCUGGCGGCGUUGAACGACUGUCUUUACCGGAAUAUGUGGGCCGAUCAUGUCCUCUUCCUGGAUCUCGAUGAGUUUAUAGUCCCGCAAAAAGAACACUCGUUGGGACAACUGAUCAAUUAUUUGGAGGAGAAAAGUGGAAGCAAAAAUAGGUUGUCAAUCUCUCCUCCUCAAAUUUUGAUCCGAAACACGUUCUUCUGUUCGGAAUUUUGCUCUGCAACUGGAGAGAACACAGUGACAUCGGCGACCUUGGAGGACACAUUUCCCAUUACGACGUGCAGAACAAGGACGAAACGAGUUUGGCAUGCGAAAUUGAGAACUAAAUUUAUCCUGCGGCCAACUUUAUCUAUUUCGGUGGGCCAUCACACUGCUCAUAAUUUUUGGAGGAACAGCAGCAAUUCAGGCAGGAGGACAGAUGAUAAAGUCGAAGUGUAUCAGGACCCAAGACAACAAAACUCCAUCAUUGCUGACGUUGGCGUUGCGCUUCUCAAUCAUUAUCGAGAAUGUGGACCAAUAUCCACCAAAAAACAACCCAUCCUCAACAGAUUAACGAUAAAGGACGAGAAAAUUGUAAGAAUUUUGAAACAAAGGAAUUUUAAAUGGCUUCGGUAUUAAUUAGGUGACCAAUACAUAAAUAAUUAUUUUAAAUGUUCUUUAUCCCGUAAAACGAGGAACACAGUAUUUUUACAGAUUUUAUAAUCGAUAAAUGAGUAAAAUAGAGUAUUGAGCAGGAGACCAUUAGAGAUGAUGAAGGUACAGAAGUUGUACAUAUGUGUGAUGUGAAUGCAUUGGUUGACAGUCAUUAUCAAGCAAGUCUUUCAA